Messenger RNA from Cylindrotheca closterium, 570 nucleotides. NCBI's taxonomy places the organism in Eukaryota, Bacillariophyta, Bacillariophyceae, Bacillariales, Bacillariaceae. The record is from the annotation of a GenBank genome assembly.
AUGCACAAUCAAAAUCUUUCCAUGAUCCUGGGCGACGAAAUGGGAUUGCGUCUUGUCGAGUUGGUGCAACGAAAUGACCAACUGGGCGCCUUCGCUCCGUUUCUUUUGUCUUCAUGCUUCCAACGCUGUGGAACAAAUCCUCCAAAAGAAAGAGCUGAGCACCAAUACGACGAUGAUGUCAUUCUCACAACGUAUGAAAUGUCCAAGUUACCCGCGCUGAAAUCUUUUUACAGUCGGAUGCAAUUCCAUUACAUCAUUUUGGAUGAAGGCCACAAGAUCAAUGGCCAUCAAACACAAAUUGCCCAGCAAGCGGUUUGGAGUAUCCAUGCUGACAACAAGCUACUUUUGACGGGAACACCCUUGCAGAACAACAUGGUGGAAUUGUGGUCUCUUUUGCAGUUCCUCUAUCCGGAGAUCUUUACCAUCAGCAAGCCUUUCACCAAAGCUUUUGAUCUCAAGGAGAACAUCAUUGACAAGACAUUUUUGCAGCAUGCCCACGAAUUGUUCGACUUGUUCAUGCUGCGUCGUCUCAAGCACAAGGUGGAAACCUUUAUUCCACCAAAGCUCUAG